Penicillium malachiteum is the source of this 1065-nucleotide messenger RNA. RefSeq lists its product as uncharacterized. The coding region runs from base 1 to 1065 and encodes 354 amino acids. The record is from RefSeq and is a predicted model, not a curated record. Lineage: Eukaryota; Fungi; Ascomycota; Eurotiomycetes; Eurotiales; Aspergillaceae. The transcript has a single exon.
AUGGCGAAGAAAGCUUCCCGUCGAAAGACCACCGGGUCAACUCCGACCUCAUCAGGCUCCUCUACACCAAGCUCCGCAUCCUCUGGUCCGAUUCCUCCCUUCAUUAAAGUCCCCUCCAUUCUACAACCUUUCGUCGAACCCUUAGCCUCAGACGAGGUAUACCUCAUCCAUAUCGACACAACAUCCCCCGAUUUGAAAUGGCAAACCUUCCUCGUUCCGUUGGUGGUCAACAUCGUGGUAGCCUUGGCGAUCGCAUUGCGUGCUUAUUUCGGAUUUUUCACCUACCCAGCACUGAUACAGACGGUUCUCGGUUUCGACAGUCCUGCAGCCGUGGAUCAGUCUUCCGCGUCAUGGACUGAUAAAGCUCAACUCACUCUCCGACGGACAGGAAUGGUUUUCAUCGACUAUGUCCUCGUGAUGCAGUUCCUAGCUUGGCCCAUUAACUUCGUCCUCGGUCCUAUGCGCUGGCGCCGUGCGAUCGGGUUCCAGGAUCGAGAAGUCAUCGUCCGUUGCAGUAACCGCAGUUGGAGCAAGAAGCUGGAGCGGAAUAAGUGGAUUCGUGAAAAUGAGGCCAUGCGUGAUAAGAUAGUAGCUGCCGUGACGCCUGAGCGUAUUGGAAAAACGGGAUAUUUGCUUGUGGAUGAGGACUGGAACCUGGAUUAUCCCGCCAUGGUUUGUGCCCAUAGUCUAAUCGACCGCAUCAAGAAGGGCGAUGGUGUGCAGUUGGAUGAGUUCCGCACCGCUGUGCUGGUGCAUACCGAUACUGAUGGGUGGUUGAUCUGGCGUGUUGGCGAUGAGAACUCUCCAACUGGUCAGCAACGGACAGUGCAGCGAGAUCAAAUCCUGGCUUUCAAGGAUAAGCUGACUGCCAUGGGCAAGGAGGACCUUUUCUUCCGCUGGGUCGAGUUGGUUCAAUGGGAGAGUUCACAACCAGGUGGUUUCACCCCAGAACGGCAAAAGGCUGCCAUGGUCCAGGCCCAGCAGAUGUUCAAUGAAGAGAAUGUUGAUUUCAGCAGCUUCUGGGAUGAUUUAGGUGGCAUGCAAGGUAUUGAAGAGCUGGAUUAA